Messenger RNA from Penicillium soppii, 831 nucleotides. Its product is annotated as SWIB/MDM2 domain protein. The coding region runs from base 1 to 831 and encodes 276 amino acids. Gene Ontology annotation, cellular component: nucleus; RNA polymerase I upstream activating factor complex. The transcript is spliced from 5 exons. Gene Ontology annotation, biological process: nucleolar large rRNA transcription by RNA polymerase I; transcription initiation at RNA polymerase I promoter. The record is from RefSeq and is a predicted model, not a curated record. Gene Ontology annotation, molecular function: RNA polymerase I cis-regulatory region sequence-specific DNA binding. NCBI's taxonomy places the organism in Eukaryota, Fungi, Ascomycota, Eurotiomycetes, Eurotiales, Aspergillaceae.
AUGUCGUUAUCAUUGGAGAUUCGCGAAAAGUACACCGCGAUUAUCGAUGAUAUCUUGGCUAAAAGUGACCUCACCACCAUCUCGGAGAAGCGGAUUCGCAAAGGUCUCCAGGAUGCCGUCGGGCACGAUCUCACGCCGCAAAAGGCUUCAAUCAAACAGUUGAUCAUGGAACGUUUCGACCACUAUGCCGAGCAGAAUGGCGUUGGUGAUUCACCCGAGGAGAAUGCUACAAGCAAUGGCCAGCGCGAUUCUGCUUCAGCCUCGGCUGCAGUGCCAUCUCCACCUCCUUCUUCGUCCCCUGUCAAACGCCAUACCACCGGCGACGGCGCCUUCGAUCCCCCGAGCGCAUCGCCGCCUGCUAAGAAACGGAAGCCAGAUGAUGAUGUCGAUGCGGAUGCGGUCUUCGCCGCGAAGUUACAGGCCGAGGAAAAUUCACGCGCUCGACCCACUCGGGGAGGUAACACCCGUCGUGCGGCUCCUUCUAAGAAAAAGAGCAAGGCCAAGACCACAAAGAGGGUGAAGGCUUCUGAUGACUCGGAUAUCGGUUCUGGCGACGAGCCCAAGAAAGAAGUGAACCGAAAUACCGGCUUCCACAAACCGCUGAACCUUUCCGAGCCUUUAUCCGCACUUCUGGGAGAAGUCACACUCUCGCGACCGCAAACUGUCAAGAAGGUAUGGCAGUACAUACGUGAGAACGAGCUUCAGGACCCGAGCGAUCGUCGCCAAAUCCGAUGCGACGAUGCCAUGCGUGCUGUCUUCAAGCAAGACCGCGUUCACAUGUUCACCAUGACGAAAAUCCUCAACCAGAAUCUCUACAAUCCCGAUGAAUAG